AUGGUGGUGGUGGUGGUGGUGGUGGUGGUGGUGGUGGUAACUAGUGGUGGUGGGUUAGAGUGUGGGCUUGGAGUUCCCAGCACAUCCAUCAGCUUCAACGACCACGUGCUCUUUCCGGCGCACCCGUCUCCCAGAUCGACCCCUAGUCAACAACAGCUUCGAAACGCAUCUCUGCCCCAGAACCGUAGAGUAAGCGAAAUCGUUCACGGUCUCGGAUACACCACUUCGCCGUCUUCAUUCAGCCAUCGGUCUUCAGUUUCUUCCUACCCAGCAACUUCCACCCAGCCCCAGCUCCUGUCGGACAACCCCCAGCAGCAACUCUCGCCUAUCCUCAAUCCUAAGGUCGCUGCGAGAUACUAUAAUCGGAUCGCUCCUCACAGGUCUGCAAUGACUCAAGAUCAGACCAAAUUCGUCGAUCCGGACGUGUGGAACGAGGAUCUGUGGGCACACGAUCUCGCCGCCACAGGCUCUGAGUUCUCCCCCAACAUCGGCAGCGUCGACAUCUGUUCGGGAAGCACAGUAUCUCCCUCGGAGAUACUGAUGAACAACCCCACAAUGCCGACCCCGACCUUCUCGUCUCCGUACCUCUUCGACUCACCGUCGGAGGGGUACGAGACAUCACCUCUCUUUGGCGUCGAUGACGUUUCCGACAGCAACGGCUGGUUCAGUCUCUUCCCCGACACCAACCCGGACUCCGAGGAGCCUGGUCUCGUCACCCCUUCACAGAACCACCACCACACACAGCACUCGCCCCACCAGAACACUGGUGACGAGAUGAUGGAGGAGGAGGACUCGCGGGACUCAUCCGACUCCCCCGGGACCUCGCCCAAGUUCUCGGGUUCGUCCCGCGGAGAGAAGCGCUCCUCCACCUCGGGCAUCCGCAAGCGCUCGAUGCCCCUCCCUCCCAUCGUUGUCGAGGACCCCAGCGAUAUCAUCGCUAUGAAGCGGGCCCGCAACACUCUCGCCGCGCGAAAGUCCCGCGCCAAGAAGGCCGAGAAGAUGGACGAGAUGGAGGUCAUGAUUGAGAGGUUGCAGGCUGAGGUCGAGCACUGGAAGAACAUCGCGCUCAACAAGGAGGCGAUGUGAACGAUCGGGGAGUUUUUAUUUAUUUAUUUCUUGCACAUAAAAGUUUCCUUUUUGUUUCUUUCUUUCUUUGGGUCGCUAUUUAUCUGGUGUGCUCUCGACUUUGGUCGUUCUUGCUUCGAAUUUCUCUUCCGGUGUUCGCUAUCAUGCGUCUUUUAGUUGUUUUUUUUGGAUGGAAUUGGAAAUCACGUCUUCUUUCCCUUUCCUGUUUCUGUGACGGCCGUACCUACCUAUUUCUUGUUGUGGUUUCUUCUUCUUUUACCUUCUUCUUUUACUCUGAGGGUGCCUCCAUGGCGGGGCUGCAAAUGCGAAUGAAAACAUUUUGCAGAAACUAUCGCUUCCGUGCCUGCCGUCUAGAAGAUACUAGUAGUAGUCCACCUAAAGUAAGAACUACUCUAGUAUAGUUACCGUGAAUCGACGAUCGUGAGGUUCGUUUCUAGCGAGGCGGAUGAUUUUUCAGCCGGACUGUGCUCCGCCGCUAUGGAGGGAUGAGGC
This is a messenger RNA of Tricharina praecox, 1578 nucleotides long. RefSeq lists its product as uncharacterized. The transcript has 4 exons. Gene Ontology annotation, biological process: regulation of DNA-templated transcription. The coding region runs from base 1 to 1086 and encodes 361 amino acids. Gene Ontology annotation, molecular function: DNA-binding transcription factor activity. The record is from RefSeq and is a predicted model, not a curated record. NCBI's taxonomy places the organism in Eukaryota, Fungi, Ascomycota, Pezizomycetes, Pezizales, Pyronemataceae.